AUGAUUCAACUGGAUUUUGCGAAAGUGAAGGCUAGUCUUAUGAAAGCGCAAGAUGCGGCGAUACAGAAUCACGGUCGGAGCGAUAAAAUUCGCCUGAACUUACAGUGUCAACAUUUAACGAAGUCGUGGCGUAAGAAUCAAAACAAAAUGCCGAACACGGCUGCAGACUCGACUCCUCCAAUAAAAUCGAAAAAACCCUCAGAUAGUGCAUUUAAACAACAACGUCUCCCAGCAUGGCAACCAAUCCUUACUGCUGGUACUGUCUUACCGACAUUCUUUGUAAUUGGAAUAGCUUUUAUACCUGUUGGAAUAGGUUUGCUAUAUUUUUCGGAUGAGGUUAAGGAACAUGUAAUAGAUUACACAAAUUGCUAUCAGUCACUGCCUGACGGAGAUAGUUGGAAGGAUACAGAUGAGACUUGCAUUAAUGUUUUGAAGAAGAACGGGUCGUGUACUUGUAAGAUUCGGUUCAAUUUGACACAGGAAUUCAAGGUAUGUUGGAAUUUUUGUUUUUAUCCAUAG
Messenger RNA from Acanthoscelides obtectus, 519 nucleotides. The record is from the annotation of a GenBank genome assembly. Lineage: Eukaryota; Metazoa; Arthropoda; Insecta; Coleoptera; Chrysomelidae.